This is a messenger RNA of Vigna angularis (adzuki bean), 1199 nucleotides long. RefSeq lists its product as uncharacterized. The coding region runs from base 16 to 1020 and encodes 334 amino acids. The record is from RefSeq and is a predicted model, not a curated record. NCBI's taxonomy places the organism in Eukaryota, Viridiplantae, Streptophyta, Magnoliopsida, Fabales, Fabaceae. The transcript is spliced from 3 exons. Gene Ontology annotation, molecular function: zinc ion binding.
AAAUUACAGGGCUUAAUGCAAGCUUUUGAAGAGGUGCUCCUUACAGUUGAUCAUCGGUUUUGUGUUAGGCACCUGUACGCAAAUUUCAGGAAAAAAUUCCCUUCAAAGCAGCUAAAGCGGAUGAUGUGGAAGGCAGCUACAGCAACUCAUCCACAAGCCUGGGAAACCGAAAUGAGAAAUAUAAAGGAAGUCAAUCUCGAGGCAUUCAAAUACCUUAUAAAAAUUCCUCCAAGAUACUGGUCACGAUCAAGGUUUACGACCAAUGCUAAGUGUGAUACUUUGGUAAACAACAUGUCAGAGGCAUUCAACAGUGUAAUGCUGCAUACAAGGUCAAAGCCAAUCAUAACCAUGUUGGAGGAUAUCCGCCUUUACUUGAUGAACAGAUGGGCAACAAACCGAACAAAAAUAGCCUCAUUGUCUGGGGUGAUUUGUCCAAAAAUCAAGAGUAGACUUAAUAAGGAGUCCCGGCUAACCAAAUUUUGGAUUCCAAGCUGGUCAGCACUGCAGUUGUUUGAAGUUCGUCAUGUGUCCCAAGUUGGUGACAAGUUUAUAGUUGAUAUAGACAAAGUUGAAUGCACAUGCAGGAAAUGGGCUAUCUCGGGCAUUCCAUGCUGUCAUGCGUUGGCUGUUAUGAAGUUUCUGAAUUUAGAUGCAGAUGAUUUCAUCCCUGUUUGUUUUAGGAAGUCAACAUACCAAGAAAUCUACUCUUCCAUUGUGUAUCCAGUUAAUGGUCAGAAUAUGUGGGAAAUUACCCCAUAUAAUGAUGUGCUCCCUCCAAAAAAGAGAAUAUUGCCAGGGAGGCCUAAGAAGAAAAGAAGGUUGCAGGAAUGGGAGUUAGUCAAGGACGACACAAGAAUGAGGAAGGGUGGCAUGCAUAAAAGAUGUGGCAUUUGUAAGGAGGUGGGUCACAACAGAACUUCUUGCCAGAAAUCAACCCAAGAUGGUGAACUGAACCCUGACCAAACACAACAAAGCAACCCAACAAAUGAAGAAAACAUACCAUCAUCAAAUCAGCCUUAAUCAAUUCUGAUCGUGAACCUUUUCUGAUGUAAACAAUUCUGAUCGUAAACAAUUCUGAUGUAAACCUCCUAGUUUUGUAAUUAUGUAAAAAAUUCUGAUGUAAACAAUUCUGAUCGUGAACCUUUUCUGAUUAAUACCAGUUUGCUAUAAUGACAACUUUGCUUUUAUGGAAUGUUAUC